This is a messenger RNA of Enterobius vermicularis (human pinworm), 186 nucleotides long. NCBI's taxonomy places the organism in Eukaryota, Metazoa, Nematoda, Chromadorea, Rhabditida, Oxyuridae. The record is from the annotation of a GenBank genome assembly.
AUGGCGGACGGUAAAGCCAAUGGCAGCAUCAUUGGAUGGACUGCUGCGAUAAUUGUGGUGGUGAAGUUAGGAUGGAAUGUUGGUGCUGCUGUUGGUGUUAGUGGUGGUGGUGGUGGUGGUGGUGAUGGUUUUAGGUUAGUUGGCUGGUUGGCUUGCUGUGGUAUGCAUAGUGGGACAAGGCAGGAG